UGUCGUCGUGGAGAUGGAGAAGGCCGCCCCAGAGGUCGUGGAGCGCUUACGCUAGUGUGACACAACAACCUUAUAUUCAACUACGGCAGUGGUGGAGCAGGCCCAGCAGAUCGGAGCCAGCAGGCCCAAGGGGAUCUUAGAAGCACCGACGAGCUAGCAUUGGAGAGCUUACGCUACUGUGACAGAACAACCUUAUAUUAAAAGACAGUGGUGGAGCUGAUCCAGCAGAUCGGAGCCAGCAGGCCCCACGGGAUCAUAGAAGCACCGACUAACCUCAUCGAUGCCUCCAACUGCCAGAACUUCGUGCCCCAUGACCCCAUCAGUGUGGUGGCCGAGCGAUUGGUGUACGUUGUUGCAUUCACAUGCCAGAAGCCGGUGGAGGAGCGAUUGGUGUACGGACUACUUUGUUUUUAUUUCUUUUUCUCCCUCCUUGUAACGACGACUUGAACUUACGUUACGAGGGACCAAAGGGACGUGGCGAGCAUCGACUGGCGCAUCGAGCGGAGUCACGUCCAUCCGGCCACGACCCAAUACAUGUUGCCUCUGUUUUUUUUAUCCUUCCUAGCUGUCUUUUCUUUUCCGAUCAUUAAUAGGGCAAAGGGCGGCGUUCUCUUGUAAAUUCUUGUUGUUUUCUUCGUGUAUCGCGGUCACCGUCUGUCAUCACCUCUUCGACGUCCCCUUUCCAGAGCAAUGAUAAAACUUUUCAAAAUUAAGGACCAAAAGCGGGAGGAUGCAGCAAAUUCCAAUGGAAGCACUCCUGUAAAGAAACAAAGUGCUGGAGAAUUGCGUCUUCACAAAGAUAUUAGUGAGCUUAAUCUGCCUAAAAGCGCUAUCAUAUCAUUUCCAAAUGGGAAGGAUGAUCUGUUGAACUUUGAAAUCAGCAUAAGACCUGAUGAAGGAUACUAUCAAGGUGGUACAUUUCAUUUUACCUUUCAUGUAUCUCCUUCUUAUCCUCAUGAACCACCAAAGGUCAAAUGCAAGACCAAGGUUUACCAUCCUAAUAUUGACUUAGAGGGAAAUGUCUGCCUUAAUAUCCUGCGUGAAGAUUGGAAGCCUGUGCUCAACAUAAACACUGUUAUUUACGGCUUAAUUCUUCUUUUCAUGCAACCCAACGAUGAGGACCCAUUAAACCAUGAUGCAGCUGCAGUUCUACGUGACAACCCUAAAUUGUUUGAGACAAAUGUUAGAAGGGCAAUUGCUGGAGGUUAUGUGGGUCAAAACUACUUUCCCAGAUGCAUGUGAUGAUGCCAUGUAAUUGGAGCCUGUAAAGCAUGGUAUGCAAAUUGUUAUAGUAUAUAAUACUACCUUGGAACCAUGGAAGUGGGCAGACUGAUUGUUCUGUUGGCGUGAAACUCCACUCUGUUGUUGAUUCUUCUGUUUACCUCAUCGGUGUAAAUUGGUGAAUUGGGCUUUCCACUUCCAUGAUUGUGAUUGAGAAUAUGCCUAUGUUAGCUCAUUUUCUCAUUUGUGUGGUUCACCACUACAAUUCCAGAAGGGCUCUGUUUUUUA
This is a messenger RNA of Musa acuminata AAA Group (dessert banana), 1509 nucleotides long. RefSeq names its product NEDD8-conjugating enzyme Ubc12. The record is from RefSeq and is a predicted model, not a curated record. Bases 691 to 1242 code for a protein of 183 amino acids. The transcript has 6 exons. NCBI's taxonomy places the organism in Eukaryota, Viridiplantae, Streptophyta, Magnoliopsida, Zingiberales, Musaceae.